Molecule: messenger RNA, 1482 nt
Organism: Penicillium angulare
Lineage: Eukaryota; Fungi; Ascomycota; Eurotiomycetes; Eurotiales; Aspergillaceae
Gene: pex12
Product: ubiquitin-protein ligase peroxin 12
Exons: 2
Coding region: 1-1482 (493 amino acids)
Biological process (GO): protein monoubiquitination; protein import into peroxisome matrix
Cellular component (GO): peroxisomal importomer complex; peroxisomal membrane
Molecular function (GO): zinc ion binding; protein binding; ubiquitin-protein transferase activity
Source: RefSeq, a predicted model, not a curated record
AUGGAGUAUCUACCUAGUCUUCAACAAGAGUUCGAUGAGCACAAGCCAUCGCUAUUCGAACUCCUUGCUGAACAGCAAUUGUCCGACCUACUUCCCCCAUCCCUCCGAUAUUUGCUUGCUGUCGCGACACACCGCCAUCCAAGAUACCUACUCCGAAUCCUCAAUUCCUAUGACGAGGUCUAUGCCCUCCUUUCUCUAGUCGUCGAGCGCUAUUAUCUUCGCACAUUCGGCGGUUCAUUCACAGAAAACUUCUAUUCACUAAAGCGCGAACGUGUCUUACGCACAAAGAAUGGCGAGAUCCCACGCGCUCAGGUCGGCGCUGGUGGCCCCGUCCGCGAUGCCCUCAAACUGCACUCGGCCGAUGUAUGGAAGAACCUUCUUAUCAUGGUCGGUAUCCCCUACUUGAAGCGGAAGCUUGACGAAGGAUAUGAUAUACACGCUGCUCCGCAAGCAUCGCUUAUCAUGAGCGGUGGUCCCCGAUAUAACCCCAGCGAUGAUCUGCCACCGCGUCCAACAGUGCGUCAGCGCAUCUUCCACUACUACAAGUGGUUCCUACGAAAUGUAUACCCAUCAGUGAAUGCGGCUUACUACUUCUCUGUUUUGGCAUUCAACCUUGCCUAUCUUUUUGAUAAUACCAAGUAUUCUUCUCCCUUUCUCUGGCUCAUUGGAACGCGUAUCCGCCGCCUUGGAAUCGCGGAUCACCGGGCUAUCGCUGCUGUGUUAGACCCCAAGCCUGCCCCUGGUGGUAACAGAUCCCAGCGCCCUGGCUCUGGUCUUCUAGGUCUUCUCAGUCCACAAAACCUCUACCCACAACUUCUUACCUCUCUACGCUACUUCCUUCCCGCGUCUAUCUUUGCCUUGAAGUUCCUGGAGUGGUGGCAUGCCAGUGACUUUUCACGACAAUUAGCCCGCAAGGCGACCGAAGUGCUUGAUCUCCCAGCACCCGUCGUCUCAGGACUCACCAACCCAGCCGAACGACGAAAGGCCAGCCAAGAAGAAAAAGAGAAGAAGCAAGCCGCCGAGCUCGAGAAGAAGUCGGCAACGGAUCUGAAAUCUGCGCUUAAAGCACCUCGUCGCCACCAACCACCUAUCUCAGCUACAUCCUACCUUCCCAUUUUCACAGUUCCUCUACCACCUGCUGAGACGUCGAGCGCAAAUACUUGCCCCGUCUGCUUGAAUAGCCUUGCAAACCCGACAGCCUGCCAAACAGGAUACGUCUUUUGUUAUGUCUGUAUAUUCCACUGGCUUAAUGGAGAGCAUCAGCGCCAAUUGGAUUUUAUGAACGGAGAAGGAGCAGGUGCAGCUUGGGAGGAGGAAAUUACGGGCGAUGAUGACGAUAUGAAGACCUCGGAUGGACACGAUUCUGGAGAUAAGAGUUCUCGCAAGCGAGGCGGGAAAUGGGAGAGUGGUAAGGGAAGAUGUCCUGUUACUGGCAGGAGAGUCCUUGGUGGAACUGAGGGCUUACGACGAGUGCUGAUAUAA